AUGGCUCGAUUUCUACAAGGAGUGAGAAGCAAAAGGAUUCUUAGCGAACUUCAACAAAAUAAUUUGGUAACAAACCUAAGACAUUCUACUGCUGAGGAAAAUGAACAAAUAUUUAUACAUCAACACGAAAUGUCUGAAAAUAACAUAAACACGCCUUUUUCUGGCAAUUGCUGUAGUCCUGAACAAAGCGAUCUCAACCCUAAUGCCAACCCAAAGGAAGCUAUCAACGCCACCAUCAAUGUUCUAAGUCCACCAGAAAUCUGUAGCUUUGAACCCACAGAAAUCCUUGACAAUAAUGAUUACGAAUCUACUUCUUUAUAUUCAAGCACUCGUCGUCGUCUCGUAGUAAGGUCUUGGUCAUUAUCUGAUUUAACGCAUGAUACAAACAAUAUGAUUAGUUCCCUAAAAAAGUCGCCAUCGGUUCCAGCGUUGUUGAACAUUACCAGUAAUCUUGAUUUAUUGAUUGCGUUUAACAAACCGGAUCAGAUCGAAUCUACAUCAGAUGAUGUUUACCAAAUUCCUGAAGAAAGAAAUUUUGCUGAAGUAUUGGUGACUGGGGACCAACAAGAUUAUGGAGAUAUGGAAGAAGGUCGAAAACGUCGUCACAAUGCUGACCCAAAAUCUUGGAAAAGGAACAAGGCUUUUUUUGAAGCGAAUGCGAGGUGA
Molecule: messenger RNA, 666 nt
Organism: Parnassius apollo (apollo)
Lineage: Eukaryota; Metazoa; Arthropoda; Insecta; Lepidoptera; Papilionidae
Source: the annotation of a GenBank genome assembly